CCAUUCGCGAAAAGGGGGAGGGAGAGAGAGCGUGUCUCAACCUUGCCAAGGAAGAUCCCUCCGCUUACUUCCAUUCUGAACCCAAUCAACUGUAUCAUUUGCCUAAUACUAUGACUCUUUCAUAAAUUUCCAGGCAAAUAGUUUCAGUUCUCGAGAGUCCAAUAUCCAAUAUUUAAAUUAUCCCGGAGAAGGCGUCGUCAUCUACCGCUUGUAUAUCCUCUGGACAAAGUUUCGAGGCUCGUAUCAACCUGAUCACAAUCAUGGCACCCUCAAAAUCCCUCCCUCCAGCAGCCAAACAGCAGCUAAUUCUCAACCACCUCCGCGCAUCACGUACAUGCCACACGCUCAAAGAUCUUGAGAAAUGUCUCCCUUCCGUCGCGUCCAUAAACGGCAUGCAAGUGAAGGACUACAUCCAAGCCCUAACCGACGACGGCAAGUUACACGUCGAGAAGAUCGGAAGCGGGAAUUGGUACUGGGCAUGGGCGGGGGAGGAGCUAAAGGAGAAGGAAAAAGCUAAGCAUGGCCUCGUGAAAGAACUGGAGAAACUGAAGAGAGCUGUGGCGGAGCUGGAGGAGAAGAAGAAAGUGGCGCUUAGUGAGAUUGGGGGCUGUGAAGGGGAUGAGGAUAGGGAGAGGGGGGAGUUGAUGAGUAGGAAGGUGGAUGGGGAGGCGGAGGUAGCAUGUUUGAGGGCAGAGGAGGAGAGGUACUUGAAUGGGGCCGCUGGUGGCGGGAUUGAGAUGAAGGAGGCGGAUAUUAAGAGGUGGAAGGAGGAAGCGGAGAUGUGGACGGAUAAUAUUUAUGUGCUGGAAGAGUAUCUGGGGAAGCUGGCAGGGGGUGAUAGAGAGAUCGUAGAGUCUGUGAAGAGGGAGUGUUAUGGCCAGGAAUAUGUGGAAGGGGAAGGGUUGAGGGAAUUACAAUUUUAAUGCAUGUACGCUUGCUUGCAAAGGUGUGUUGAAGGUUCAAUGAUCACGCAAAUGAUAUAUAUAAUGGCUGAGUUACUUCGAUUUUACGUCAUUAUUUCCCCCAUCGGAUAGGUUUAAAGCUAGGGAAAGAAAGUACCAGCUUUUCAACCAUUGCCUGGGUAUGGAAGUGCCUUGUAUCAUUGAAAUUGCCAAAGCCUCACCUCUCACCAAUUCUUCGCUGAUUUCAAUAUAAGAGCUGAGCCACCAGCUAAUACCGUUUGAACCAAGCUACCAGAUACUGAUGUGUUGAAUGGCAGGGGGCUAAGUGAUCCGGCUACCUUCCUCAGAGCUCAAUUUCCCAGCAGUAGAUAACAAUUGCCGUCCCAAUCCUUUGUAAUAGCAACUCAUGCUAUAGCAACCCUGGGGCCAAACUGUAGGAUAGUUGAAGGUUGUAUUGAUAGAUCUAUCUACAAGAACAUAAUAUAGUGGUGGGUCACGUGAUCUAGUGAGAUCACUAACCGCAACAGCUGUAACAGCCAACACCCCCUCUCAAGAUAACAAGAAUCACAUACAAAAACACCCAAAUCACCAAGAUAGUCUGUCAAAACCAAAUACAAAUGUAAAAU
This is a messenger RNA of Blastomyces dermatitidis ER-3, 1528 nucleotides long. Its product is annotated as GAJ protein. Gene Ontology annotation, molecular function: double-stranded DNA binding. Gene Ontology annotation, biological process: reciprocal meiotic recombination. Lineage: Eukaryota; Fungi; Ascomycota; Eurotiomycetes; Onygenales; Ajellomycetaceae. The coding region runs from base 261 to 923 and encodes 220 amino acids. The transcript is spliced from 2 exons. The record is from RefSeq and is a predicted model, not a curated record.